AUUCGUUUCUUCAGCAGGUAUGCUGUUAACUUUUGAUAUGGGAUAUUGUACCAAUCACAUUCAAUGUGCUUUUAAUAAAUUUUGUUGUCUGCAAAUAUAAUGGACAGCUAAAUAUUUGCUACUCUCUGAGCUUUCAAUUAUUGUUAUUCUUCACUGUGACGUUAUAGAGCGAUUUAUUUACACUAAACAGUGAAAAUCAGUGUGUUGUUCAGUGAAUUUGAUGAUGUUAUGAUUAAAUCCCUUGGAAGUCGGUAUUUGAUGACAUACAACUAGUGAUUAAUUGAGUGUGGUGAAAGUCAAACAGUUAUUGUUAACUGACGCUUGCUGUUGCAGUUGAUAGGUAGUAUUGAGGAAAAAGAGCCUUCAAUGAGAGAGUACACUAUGGGGAAAGACAAGGGUUUAAUCACUGCAGUGCAGAAAGCUAUUUGACACAUGCUGUAUAUGCCUCCCUGCCUCCUAACAACUUUAUACAUGGAUUGAAGUUAAUAGCUGGAUAGCUGAUAUGAGCUGCUAGUUCCAGGAGAGAUAUUUCAUAUAUCAGGGGCCCUCAUGUUCCAGUGUGAUGUUGAUGCAGGGGGCAGUCACUCUGUGUCUGUCCACUCCACAAUGCUGCAGCCAUGACUGAUAUGGACAAACAUAUCAAACAGACAAAUGAUAGAUUGCAGUGUAUUAAACAGCAACUUCAGAGUCCUGCGGCAUUCCACAGUGCAGCAAGGGAGCUACUAGAGUGGUGUUCUGAUGUUCGAGCAUUCCAGGGACCAUUUGAACCAACCCUCAUUUCUUGCCUAACUGUGGUGAGUCGAGUGGCAGUACAGUCAGGGUUUGACCUUGACCUUGGCUACCGGCUACUGGCAGUUUGCGCUGCUAACAGGGACAAAUUUACUCCGAAAUCCUCAGGUCUGCUGUCCACAUGGUGUGAAGAGCUAGGCCAACAGCUUCUAGUCCGGCACGAGAAGUCAAGUCCUGCGGACAAGGGGCGCCCUGGGGACAUGCACCCACACCUCCAGAAACCAAUGGGGGGAAUGGGCGCAUGUGACCCGAAUGUUGGAUGGCAAGGGCAGGUCGGUGGGGCUGGACCCCAACAGUCAUUGUCUGUGGUUACCACAGUGUGGGGUGUAACCCCCACCACGCAGACUACACCCUACAAUCACUCCACCCCUGGUGGCUACAGCACCAACACAACCAUGUCAAACACAAACUACACACAACCUCAGGGAUAUCCCAUGAACCAGAUGCAGAAGCCAGGAUAUGAGGCCAAUCCUGGGCUCUACCAUCGCAGCAACUCAUAUCCAUGUCCAAGUAGCUACCCACCAACCCCCAACACGCCUGGAUCCAAUAAUUGUACCCCGGGCUCCAUGACACCAAAGAACGACUACCAUGCACCACAGGCUGCGUUAUCAGCAGCAGCUUUGGUAGCAGCAGCGGCGACAGCAACUGCAACGGCAACAGCAACUGCAACCUUGCUACAGGAGCAACAGAAUCAGCAACAGCAGUAUGAUAUGCAGUACAACAGCCAGUACAACUCUCAGAUGCAGAUGAUGCCAGGCAUCCAGCCUCCCCAGUAUGGCCAGGGCUAUGGGACAAUGCCCCAGCGUCACCCCAACCCCAUGGGCAUGGGUCGGUCCCCUGCACCUGGGCCUGGACCCAUGAAGAACAACAUGAUGGGCAUGUACCAGCGACGGUCUGCUUCUGCACCCUACCCGCCCCAGAUGAUGAACAAAAUGCAGGGUAUGCCAGGGCAGGGUAUGCCAGGGCAGGGUAUGCCAGGGCAGGGCAUGGCAGGCAAUCGACCCAUGGCACAGUACCCUCCCAAUGGCGCACAGUAUGGCCCAGCUGUGCCCUACUCCCAGGGUUAUGGCAGUAAGCCCCAGUAUCCCAGCCAGCAGCCCUUACCAUCCCCUACCUACGGCCCGGGCCCACAGGCAGGUCCCAUGAGACCCAAUGGCCCUUACACUAAUGGUGGACAGAACCCCUACAUGAACCAGGGCCAGUUUCCCCAGACACGCCCCACCAUGAACCCAAACAUGAAUGGGCAGGUGUACAACCACUUCAACACAAAUCCAUCACAAAGCACUUUUCAGCCUACCAACAACAUGAACAAUAUAAACAACAUGAACAACAUGAACUACCCGCACUCUCCAUUGCCUGGCAACCCCACCCCUCCCAUGACACCCAACAGUGUCCCCUACCCACCUGACGUCAAACCAAAUAUCAUGGGGCCUGGAGCCAUAAAGAAAGAAAUCGAUGAACUUCGAUUAACGUUCCCUGUCCGAGAUGGUGUAGUGUUGCCACCAUUUCGACUGGAACACAACCUCGCCGUUAGCAACCAUGUCUUCCAUCUGCGAGAGUCGGUCUACCAAACACUCAUGUGGAGAUCUGACCUGGAGUUACAGCUGAAGUGUUUCCAUCACGAGGACCGACAGAUGAACACGAACUGGCCCGCCUCCGUGACAGUGAGUGUGAAUGCGACGCCGCUGCAGAUCGAGCGUGGGGAACACAAGACGGCGCACAGGCCCCUCUACUUGAAGGAGGUCUGCAGACCCGGGCGAAACACCAUACAGAUCACCGUGACAGCAUGCUGUUGUUCUCAUUUGUUUGUGUUGCAACUUGUGCACCGACCAAGUGUGCGUUCUGUCCUGCAAGGCUUACUACGCAAACGCCUGCUACCUGCUGAGCAUUGCAUCACCAAAAUUAAAAGGAACUUCACGAAUGCUGUGUCCAACAAUGGGGUGGUCAGUGCAGAAGAUGGGGUGGAGCAGACAGGAAUCAAAAUAUCCCUCAAGUGUCCGAUCACGUUCCGACGCAUUGCUCUGCCCGCACGGGGGCACGACUGCAAACACAUACAGUGUUUUGACCUGGAGUCCUAUCUGCAACUAAACUGCGAGCGAGGCCAGUGGAGGUGCCCUGUAUGCAAUAAGCCUGCAUUGCUGGAGGGCCUAGAGAUAGACCAGUACAUCUGGGGCAUCCUUACCAACCUGAACAACACGGAGUUUGAGGAGGUGACCAUUGACCCCACGGCGUCAUGGAAACCAGUGCAGAUGAAAAGUACCGGUAUCAAGGAGGAAGACACUAGUGCUGACUCGUGUGCACGGUGGAUGAAGGCCAUGUCUCCAGCAAGCAUGCAGCUGCCCACCAUGAACAACUGGGACAUGGGUCCCCAGCACUCCCCCUACAACAGCAUGACAGCAUCAGGUCAGCACAGUCCUCCCUUUACAUCUGGAAGUUUUGGCGUCCAGAAUGGUGGUCCAGGGACACCAGGCUCUUAUCCACAAAAUGGGCCAAGCCCCCACAAUGGCAGCUUUAACAACAUGCUUCCCAUGUCACCUAUGAACAAUAACAUGGCAAAUAUGAAUCUGAACAAUUCUGGUGACAUGAUGAACAAAGGUGUGGGCAUGAUGACCUCCUCGAGUCAAGGUCAAUACCCCCUCUCACCGCCCGACAAUUCCCCUCACGUCCGUCACUCCGACCAAGCAAGCAUGCAUAACCACAACCCAGCAAAUACCAGCCAAUCACAGUCCAUGAGUAAUCAUAUCUCCACCAAUGGGACAGCGGCCUCACAGAUGUCGUUACCCAAUCAACAGUCAGUACCUCCCACCAGCCAGCAAGCCAUCUCUGUGCAUGAUGAUCUUAACUUUGACCCCACCGCCAUUAUUGAUGAUGAUGGCUCAGGGCCCACAUUUGAUCUUGACACCCUGGGGGGAGAUCCAUUGGAGCUGUUACCAUACCUGGGGCCCACAGAUGAUGUGGACACCCCGCCAAACUCCAGUUCAACCAAUCAGAGUAGUUCAAGUGUCACAAACACCACGAGUAACAAUGAAGACAUUCUCUCACUUUUUGACUCAUAGUUGCUAGAAACUGUACACAUUUAAGCGUGGUUUGAAUCAAAACAAAAUGUGCUUCAUGAAGGUGAAAGAAACAUGCAAGGACAAUGGUUGAAAAGAAAAUACAUCCUUGCGAUGAGAAGGCUUACAUGGACUGCUGGUAAACGAAGGAAAAAAUGUCGUACAAAUCUGUCGCAUAAAGGACAGUUUCCGUCUAGAAUCAACUGCAAAAUAGACAGGUUUGACGGCAGACUUAGUUACGUACAGUGUGACUGAAACACAACUAUAUUUAGUGCUAUUUGUUGUUACAUGGUUGUCAGGGAGUUGCAAAUGCCAAGAUGGCAUCAAAUAUGUGCUUUAGGCCAGUGUUGUUUAUGUUAUGAAAUACAUGCACAGCUAUGCUAUGACAUGCUGCAAAUGGAUCCAGGGAUUUGUUACUAAAACUAGCUGCUAUGCUGUGUAUUAAAAACACGUGUUGGAGGUUGAAGGGUUUAACUUUAACAUUCAGACCAAUAGAUCAAUCAGAUAUGAAUAUUUUACUGUGACUCUGAAGAGAACUUUUACAGGUUUUGCAUAUGGUCAAAACUUCUCAAUAAUGGAGCGUGAUCUCACUGAUGUCUGUGGUCUGUAUGAGGCUGAGCUGUGGGUGCAACGUGAGACUUCAGUGCUUCUUGUGAUUGUUUUCAUGGUUCAGUGUUAUUUAUUGAACACCAGACAGUAUUGUGACCAAUAUGUUCUUGCUUGUUUGUGCCUGUGUGUCCAUUGUUCAGACACAACGGCUCACUUAUGCCUGUAGCUUUUUACAUGACGUUUACUCCGAUAAAUGCUUAAGUCGCAUGUUCAACAAAAAAAAUGUAUUUUUUACCAAUAAGAUGUGAAAGGUCAAAAAGUCAAAUCCUAGUUCAUAUUUGAUAGUUUAAUUCCUUUUUGAUUUAACCCUUUGCAUGCUGGGAAAUUUGUCGUCUGCUAAAAUUUUGUCUGCUGAAUUUCUAAAAUUAGCAUUUUCUUCGAUUUUUUUGAAAGAAUACUAUCAGAAUAGCUAACAGUUUGGAUCCUGAUGAGACGCCACGUACUCGGGCAUCUCAUCAGGAUCCAAACUGUUUUCAAUGGCCUUCAAAAUUAGGUUCCAGCACUGAAAGGGUUAAAUAGAAUUUCGUUUCAAAAUAUAGUUCAAACAUACUGUUUUCAUAUUCAACUAAAUGUUUUGAUAGGCAGCAGGUUUCCACUAACUGUAUGUAAUUUAAAGAUGUUACAACAUAUUGAGAUGUAUUCAUUCUUUGUAUAUAUUUCCCUUGCAAGGCAUCAUCAUUAUUAUUUAGCAUGGCUUUUGACAGCGAUCCUUUAAAUCUUUAUGACUAUUUGUUAUUUAUUACAUGUAUAUGAUUGUCUGCUAAAAAAAGUAGCAUAUUUUAUAUUUAUGUGUUAAAUGUGUAAAGGUACUUUGUUACUGAGAUGUAUUUUUGCAUUGCAUGUUAUAUAUUUUUAGCAAUAUUCAUGAAUUUGCAAUAUACAGACAAAGAAAAUAUAAGUGUUAUGAGUAAAUUGAGGGUAUACAUCAAAGACUGUUUAAACUCCUAUAGUUUACUAGGAAAUGUUAAAAGUAUUAAUACUUAAUAGACCAAAAACUUAUGUGUAUGUAAUUGUGACUUUGUUCUUAACUGUUUGCUCUAGGAAAGGGAUUUUUGGUUGGGGAAGUCUAAACUUGAGGGAAAUAUCUCUGCAUGGGAAAAAUAUCAGUGGGGAAAAAAUCAGGAUUAGGUUAAUGUCUCAUACAUGUAAGACUAUUAACGUAGCUUUUAUCAACUAAGCAAAUAAAAUAAAAACUUGUUUGGUAAUAACUAUGUUUUUAAUAUUAGCAAUUAACUAUUUAUGUUUGCAAUUCCACACAACUUACAGCAAUAUACAAAUGUUGACAUCUAAUAAUGCAUUAUGCUUUAAGCCAAGGAAAUUUUUUAACUUUACAUUUAAAAAAUCACCAUGUUUCACUUCAAGGUAUCAUGUUUUAAGUAGUCACAUGUUUUAAUCUUGUUUAGUGAAAGCAGCAGUUUGUUUACGGUAAAUGUCCACUAAACCAUCAAUUUUCUGACGCAAUACAAACAUAACCGCAAUGUUCAUACUUCCAUUAAAGCAUCAUUUCAUUGUUUGUUGGUCAUUUAUUAUUGUACAUGCAGCAAUUAAUUAACAUUCAAUUUCAUUGAUAUAUUUAUUCAUUUAUUUUUUUCUGAGAGAAAGUACAACAUUUUUGUACAUGUUUUCAUUGUUAUUUAUGUUAAUGUAUGAUUCUUUGUACAGAAGUUUUGUUUAUAGUUACAAUACAUUGUAUCCAAUAUUGGUCAAUGUCAGUAGAAUUUGUAUAUAGGCUUGACAUUCUGUUUCCUGUUAGUAUCAUUUUGUUGAUGCGUAUUGACUAAGAAAGUACUUCCCAAUAGCUAUUGUCCUUAAUUUACAGUCUUAACUGCAAAAACUCAAAGAGUUUUCAUGGUCACAGUUGUUAAUAUUUCUUGAGUCUGGGGAAAAUCGGCUUAAAUCAAGUGUUUUCCCAGAUACGCCUUAGUGGACUGCACAUACUUAUCUGGGACAAAGCUUUACACAUAUGAGUCGCGUUCUGAUAAAACUGGGCAGUCCCCACAGGCUAAUCAGGGAGAAAGCUUUACACAUAUGAGUGGCGUUCUGAUAAAACUGGGCAGUCCGCACAGGCUAAUCUGGGACAAAGCUUUACACAUAUGAGUCGCGUUCUGAUAAAACUGGGCAGUCCGCACAGGCUAAUCUGGGACAAAGCUUUACACAUAUGAGUCGCGUUCUGAUAAAACUGGGCAGUCUGCACCGGCUAUUUAGGGACAAAGCUUUACACAUAUGAGUGGCGUUCUGAUAAAACUGGGCAGUCCGCACAGGCUAAUCAGGAACAAAGCUUUACACAUAUGAGUGGCGUUCUGAUAAAACUGGGCAGUCUGCACAGGCUAAUCAGGGACAAAGCUUUACACAUAUGAGUUGCGUUCUGAUAAAACUGGGCAGUCCGCACAGGCUAAUCUGGGACAAAGCUUUACACAUAUGAGUGGCGUUUUUGAUAAAACUGGGCAGUCUGCACAGGCUAAUCAGGGAUGACACUUUCCUCCUAAACUAGAUUUUAGCUAAGAAGAGACUUUCUUUAAACAGAAAAUAUAAAAGCAGAAAGUGUUGUCCCUGAUUAGCCUGUGUGGACUGCACAUUCUAAUCUGGGAGAUGCCACUUUACGCACAUGUAUUAAGGCCAGUUGUGUCAGAACAAGGCUCAUUUCAUACCCAUUCUUCUGUCAUUCAGCUUUGUCAUCUUUAGUACAUGAACAUUUUGUUUGCCAGUAAUUGUUCCCUGUUCUGUUGUACAACAACAUUUAAGUGCUGAAGUUUUGCAAUCUACACAAAUAUUUCAUUAAUAAUUUUUAUCUUUACAACAAGAACAAAGUUUGGAUAUUAUGUCAUGUUGAAGAUUUUUUUCUGAUAAAUAUAGGGCAGCAUACACCAUUUCUCUGCAAUUGCACAAAGCAAACUCAACACUGUUUAGCAAUUCUUUUUAUAUGUCAAUAUUCUGGUUGUGACUUUUUAUGUAUUCUUCUUUAAUGUUCAGUUUCCUCUUUUUUUCUACAAUGUCUCUCUGUAUCCAUUUAUGAUUUAUUAAUAUUUCAGCUUGGAAAGCUGUUUUUUCUGUUGAUAUAAUUUGAUGGUAUCUUUUUAAUUCCUGAAUGUUUUGAAUAUUUGUAUAAAUCUUGGUCUUGAUAAAAAAACUCAAAAUAUCUUGUUCGUGUUUGACAAAUAAUGUUUUUUUCGGCUGUAAACAUUAUUUUCAUAAUAUGAAUGCAAAAAAAAAAAACAAUUAAAUUGCUUAUUGUUUCGUUCAAAACAUUUGGGAUAGAAAAUUGCUAGUAUAACUAGUUUCAUAGCCAAAAGUUAGUGUUCUGAAUUUUUUUUUAGCUCACCUGAUUGCUCAGGUGAGCUUUUGUGACCGGUCUUUGUCCGUCGUGUGUCUGUCUGUCCGUCGUCCACAUUUGGUUUGUAAACACUCUAGAGGCCACAUUUCUUGUCCGAUCUUCAUGAAACUUGGUCAGAAGCUUUGUCCCCAUGAAAACUUGGUCGUGCUGGGUCAAAAACUAGGUCACUAGGUCAAAAAAAAGAAAAAACUUGUAAACACUGUAGAAGUCACAUUUCAUGCCCAAUCUUCAUGUAACUUUGUCAAAAUGUUUGUCUUAAUGCAGUUUUCCUUAUUUGGCUAUAGAGAAACCUUGUAAACACUCUAGAAGUCACAAUUUUUGCCCAAUCAUCAUGAAAGUUGGUCAAAACAUUGGUUUUAUUGAUAUCUCAGACGAGUUCGAAAAUGGUUCAGAUCGGUGAAAAAACAUGGGCGCCAGUGGGCGAGGCAUUUUUCUCUAUAUGUAUAUAGUGAAAACAUGUGAACACUCGAGAAGUCACAUUUUUGGCCUAAUUUUCAUGAAAUCUGGUCAGAACAUUUGUUUCCUUGAUAUGAGAGUUGAGUUAGAAAAUGGGUCGGGUCAGUUUAAUAACAUGGCUGCCGGGAGGGGGGGGGCCGUUUUCUUAUAUUUAUAAAGUAAAAAUAGCUUUCAACACUCUAGAAGUCACAUUUUUUGCCCAAUCAUCACAAAACUUGGUGAAAAGAUUGGUUUUAUAUAUAUCACAUAAUUUAUGCCAUAAUUAUUGCCCUUAUAUUUUCCAAAUUUUCAUUAUAUUGUACAAAAUCCUUGUAAACACUCUAGAGGUCACAAUUUUGUUUCAGAUUUUAUGAAUCUUGGUCAUAAUAUUUAUUUUUGUAAGCAAAGUUUGAUGUUUGGUUAGGGGGGUCUACUCAAAAUAUAGGUCAACAGGUCAAAUCUUACAAAAACAAAAUCACUCCAUAUGCCAGAGUUUUGGUUCAAUAAUGAUGAAACUUGACCAGGAUGUUUGUCUGGACAAUAUCUAGGUCAAGUUUGACGUUUGGUAAAGAUUGAAUGAACCUCUCAGGUGAGCGAACUAGGGCCAUCUUGGCCCUCUUGUUUAUCAUUCCACAGCUGAACAAUAAAUGACCAUGACAAACCAAUUAUCCAGUAAAGUGUUUCAAAAAAAACUAUUUUAUGGCAAGUAUCCAUGCUAUUGUUCAAGGGUGCAAUUUCAGUGAUGCAAUUUCAGUGUACAAAAUCAAAGAUUUACUUGUUGGUUUAUCAAUGAGCCAUAUGUUUAACAACAGUCCUUCAUGAAACACAGUUUGUAAAUGUGAUCACAUGGUUGGCAACAGUUUCAAACGUUUUCAUUAACAAAACUGUUCAUGUCUUGCUAUAUAUUCAUUUGAUAAGACUAUCUUGUAUCAUACUUGUUAAAACGCUCAAAUCUUUGUCUUCUUGCUCACUCUUCUUCAACUUUAGUCAUAAUUCUUAUGCAAGUUUUCAGUGCUUUACUCUUCCGAUGUUGGUUUAUGGACAGAAAUAUAGUAUCUGGCACGAGUUGUCAUAUCAUACCAUAUUUUAUUAAACGAGUUUAGAAAUUUUGUUAGUAAGCGAGCCUUUGGCGAGCUUACUAACGAAUUUCCUGGACAAAUUUAAUAAAAUAUGGUAUGAUAUGACAACGAGUGUCAGAUCUUUUUUAUCACAUGCUUUUAAAUGAGCAAAUUAAAUAAUAUUUACGCAAACAUAAUGAUAAAUCCCGAAUGUUGUUUACAUUUCGUGACGUCAUUUGACGCUGCAACGUCAUUUCAGCAAAAUAACAAAAUGCGAUUGGUCAAUAAACGAAAACUAAGCCAAUGAAAACACUUAACAAUGUUGUAUUACACAUGUGUAAUAAAAAAAAAUAUGUAAUGGUUGUAUUACAUGGGAAACAAGGUAUAACAUGUGAUAAAAGGUCUUAUUGUAUAAAGCAAAGUUAUAACUUUGAGACUGAGCCAUAGAAAAGUAUAAAAUAAAAAGAGAAAUAUAACAUGAUAUUCUUAAUUAAAUGUUAUGUAAAGUGAUAUCCAUUUAGGCAAGUUAGAAAAGAAAAGAACACAAUAAGUAGAAUACAUGAGUUAGAACUUUGUAAUCAUAAUGCUGGUUGUCUUGACAAUAUAGACUGUGUCUACUGGUUUCUGAGAUCUGAAUAUGUUCUAAUGAAUCUUUGAAUAUCAGAUAAUGAUGUUUGUUCAAAUUAUACAUAGACAUGUAUUUUAAUUAGUUCUUACUUUCAAAUUAGUUUUCUGUAUUGUUUUGUGCAUACUGAGUUCCAUGUCAAUGUACUUGACAAUGUGUACAUGCCUGCAUGGAGCCGUCAACUCAAGCAUGGUUGGACAUCAGGUGUCCUUUAACCCAUUCAUGCCUAGUGGACUCUCCCAUGUCUUGUAUAUUUAUUUCUAUAUUUAAAAUAUUUCUUACAGAAACUCCUAUAGGCAAACAGGGCAGACCCUGAUGAGACGCCGCAUCAUUUGGGUCUACACUGUUUGCCAAGGCCUUUUUUUCUAGACGCUAGGCAUAAAUGGGUUAAACACAUGAAAUUUUAAUUUAGUACCACUAUAAACUAUUAAGAUAGAUUCAUGAACCUUAACAAUUUUGUUUGUGUGUAAAAUGUUAUUUGAUAGAAAUUUAAAAAAAAACAGGUUUUAUUCAAUUGCCAAAAAAUACAAAUUGCGGAUAAUUAUAGCGUGAAGUGUAAAAGGGUAUGGGCAGAAUUGUUAAAACUACUGUACCAACAAUGUUCAUUUCUACAGAUUACUCCAUUGCUUCAUCCAAAAAGUUGUUUUCUGUAUUAAAUGUACAUUUGCCAUUUUCUGUACAGUUGUGUUGUUGUAGAGACUGUGUACAGAGCAUUGCCAUGUGGCGGCAACACAUCUGGGCGCCACUAGCUUCAGUUACAAUAUUAUAUCUUAGUCCCUAUCAUGUGAUCAUUAUUUAUCUAAUAAAACAAACUAUACUUAA
This is a messenger RNA of Dreissena polymorpha, 10722 nucleotides long. RefSeq names its product zinc finger MIZ domain-containing protein 1-like. NCBI's taxonomy places the organism in Eukaryota, Metazoa, Mollusca, Bivalvia, Myida, Dreissenidae. Gene Ontology annotation, biological process: protein sumoylation; regulation of transcription by RNA polymerase II. The transcript is spliced from 20 exons. The coding region runs from base 618 to 3845 and encodes 1075 amino acids. Gene Ontology annotation, molecular function: SUMO ligase activity; zinc ion binding. The record is from RefSeq and is a predicted model, not a curated record.